Molecule: messenger RNA, 1763 nt
Organism: Aureococcus anophagefferens
Lineage: Eukaryota; Pelagophyceae; Pelagomonadales; Pelagomonadaceae
Exons: 2
Source: RefSeq, a predicted model, not a curated record
AUGGACGAGCCGGCGUCGAUGGAGACGGAGCUGACGGCCACAGGCGUCGAAGCGCCGUCGGCGCUCGUCGGUGAGCGCGAACACGCCGUCUCCUGGCGCCAGCCGCGGGCGAUCGUGCCCUACCACUCCAAGGUCACGGAGUUCCUCCGCGGGCCCGGCAAGACCUGCACGUACUCCAGCUUCGAGGGCCUCCGCCACGCGCGCAAUUGGCGGCUCAAGCACUUCGGCGAGGACGGCGGCUACAACGCCGAAGAGCGCCACAGCGCCACGGCGCGCGAGGGCGGCCGCGGCGCCAAGGCCUUCGUCAUCAUCACGAAGACGUACUCCUCGGACGCGACCAUGGCGUCCACGGAGGACGACGGCGUCGACGACCCCUACGCGGAGCGCCCGCCCUCGACGUUUGUGCCCCCCGGAACCGACGCGUACCGGCAGCUGCAGCAGCAGCGGGGCCUCGAGCGCAUGGUCCGCGACCCCGCGAUCCUGCGCGCGCUCCUCGACGAGAACUUCUCCCAGUUCGGCAUCGACGCGGGCGAGCUCUUCGACGAGUGCGCGGUCACGCGGGACCCGCUCGCGGCGCUCGGCGCCGCCAUCCAGCGGGCCAUGCCGCCUUCCGUGGCCUGGCUCGGCCACGCCGACCCGGACGUCGACCACCUCGUGCCCGACUUCCACACCGUGACCAUCCUGGGCCGCAUGGGCCGCGAGGCCUUCGACAAGGAGGUCCUCGCGCGCGACGACGUCCGGUCGGCGGACGUGUCCGCCGUCUUCCGCGCGGCGGCCAACGUGCUCCUCGCCGCGGCGGGCGAGAAGCCGCGCAAGACGCCGUCCUACUGGGAGGCCCAGCUCGUCUUCACGCCGAAGGGCGACGUCCUGGUGCUCGCCGGGCACCACCCGUGCGCUAAGUCGCCGGAGUCGCUCAUCAACCGGUGGCUCUUCGCGGAGCUCGAGGCCGUCGCGUUCCGCGGCCUGCGCGACCACAUCGUGCCGCUCGCCGCGUCGCCGCUCAUGUGGUCGGCGAGCUUCUCCUCCGGCGCGGUCUACAAGCCGACCGCGGUCUUCGACGACCCCGCGUACUCGGACUGGACCGAGCCGCGCGGCGACGAGAACGACCCGCGCGUCGGGCGGGCCGGCGCGGCCUCGCGCGUCGAGCGGUCGAAGCGCAUCGUCGACCGCGCCGAGGCGGGCGCGGAGCCCGCGCCGCGCGCGCUCCUGAGCGCGGCGCGCUUCUUCGCCGCCGCGUCAGGCCCCACGCGGAGCCCGCGCGCGUUCCUGGCCGCGCACGGCUACGACGUCGGCAAAUUCAAGUCCGCGUCCAAGGCGCGCGACGUCUUCGUCGCCGCCGCCGACGCCGAGGGCGUGCCGCUCGCCGAUGAGGUGACGCGCGCGCUCGACGCGUUGGUCAACAAGUGCCCGCUCCUGACGCUCGCGGAGUUCGGCUACGACCUCGGCGGGCGCCCGGCGUCCGAGGCGCUCGAGUCGAGCCUCGCCGCCGCCGCCGACGCCGGCGAGGAGCUGGAGCCGCGCCUCGUCGGCGCCCUGAAGCAGCUCGCGGGCAACGCGAAGGGCGGCUCGUGGAGCCCGCUCCUGACGCUCGCGGAGUUCGGCUACGACCUCGGCGGGCGCCCGGCGUCCGAGGCGCUCGAGUCGAGCCUCGCCGCCGCCGCCGACGCCGGCGAGGAGCUGGAGCCGCGCCUCGUCGGCGCCCUGAAGCAGCUCGCGGGCAACGCGAAGGGCGGCUCGUGGAGCCCGCUCCUGACGCUCGCGGA